Molecule: messenger RNA, 3280 nt
Organism: Solanum dulcamara
Lineage: Eukaryota; Viridiplantae; Streptophyta; Magnoliopsida; Solanales; Solanaceae
Product: 1,4-alpha-glucan-branching enzyme 1, chloroplastic/amyloplastic
Exons: 22
Coding region: 136-2748 (870 amino acids)
Biological process (GO): glycogen biosynthetic process; starch metabolic process
Cellular component (GO): cytoplasm
Molecular function (GO): 1,4-alpha-glucan branching enzyme activity; hydrolase activity, hydrolyzing O-glycosyl compounds; cation binding
Source: RefSeq, a predicted model, not a curated record
CUCCUCCACUCAGUCUCUUAUUCUCUCCCUCUCUCUCUUCACGCUUCUCUUGGGGGCUUGAACUUAGCACUUUGACACUCAGUUAGUUAGUCUCAGAUCUCCAUAAAAACCCCUAAGAAGGAGAAAAAAAGAAAGAUGGUGUACACACUCUCUGGAGUUCGUUUUCCUACUGCUCCAUCAGUGUACAAAUCUCAAGGAUUGAACAGUAAUGGUGAUAGGAGGAAUGCCAAUGUUUCUGUAUUCUUGAAAAAACACUCUGUUUCACGGAAGAUCUUGGCUGAAAAGUCUUCUUACGAUUCCGAAUCCCGACCUUCUACAGUUGCUGCAUCGGGGAAAGUCCUUGUGCCUGGAAGCCAGAGUGAUAGCUCCUCAUCCUCAACAGACCAAUUUAAGUUCACCGAGACAGCUCCAGAAAAUUCCCCAGCAUCAACUGAUGUAGAUAGUUCGACAAUGGAACACGCUAGCCAGAUUAAAACUGAGAAUGAUGACGUUGAGCCAGCAAGUGAUCUUACAAGAAGUGUUGAAGAGCUGGAUAUUUCUUCAUCACAACAACUAGAAGAAGGUGGUAAACUGAAGGAGUCCAAAACAUUAAAUACUUCUGAAGAGACAAUCAUUGAUGAAUCUGAUAGGAUCAGAGAAAGGGGCAUUCCUCCACCUGGACUUGGUCAGAAGAUUUAUGAAAUAGACCCCCUUUUGACAAACUAUCGUCAACACCUUGAUUACAGGUAUUCACAGUACAAGAAAAUGAGGCAGGCAAUUGACAAGUAUGAGGGUGGUUUGGAAGCUUUUUCUCGUGGUUACGAAAAGAUGGGUUUCACUCGUAGUGCUACAGGUAUCACUUACCGUGAGUGGGCUCCUGGUGCCAAGUCAGCUGCCCUCAUUGGAGAUUUCAACAAUUGGAACCCAAAUGCUGACGUUAUGACUAGGAAUGAAUUUGGUGUCUGGGAGAUUUUUCUGCCAAAUAAUGCGGAUGGCUCUCCUGCAAUUCAUCAUGGGUCCAGAGUGAAGAUACGUAUGGACACUCCAUCAGGUAUUAAGGAUUCCAUUCCUGCUUGGAUCAAUUUCUCUGUACAGCCUCCAGAUGAAAUUCCAUACAAUGGAGUAUAUUAUGAUCCACCCGAAGAGGAGAGGUAUGUAUUCCAACAUCCACGGCCUAAGAAACCAAAGUCGCUGAGAAUAUAUGAAUCUCAUAUUGGAAUGAGUAGUCCGGAGCCUAAAAUUAACUCAUACGUGAAUUUUAGAGAUGAAGUUCUUCCUCGGAUAAAAAAGCUUGGGUACAAUGCGGUGCAAAUUAUGGCUAUUCAAGAGCAUUCUUAUUAUGCUAGUUUUGGUUAUCAUGUCACAAAUUUUUUUGCACCAAGCAGCCGUUUUGGAACGCCUGAUGACCUUAAGUCUUUGAUUGAUAAAGCUCAUGAGCUAGGAAUAGUUGUUCUCAUGGACAUUGUUCACAGCCAUGCAUCAAAUAAUACUUUAGAUGGGCUGAACAUGUUUGAUGGCACAGAUAGUUGUUAUUUUCACUCUGGAGCUCGUGGUUAUCAUUGGAUGUGGGAUUCCCGCCUCUUUAACUAUGGACACUGGGAGGUACUUAGGUAUCUUCUCUCAAAUGCGAGAUGGUGGUUGGAUGAGUUCAAAUUUGAUGGAUUUAGAUUUGAUGGUGUGACAUCAAUGAUGUAUACUCACCACGGAUUAUCGGUCGGAUUCACCGGGAACUACGAUGAAUACCUUGGACUCGCAACUGAUGUGGAUGCUGUGGUGUAUUUGAUGCUGGUCAACGAUCUUAUUCACGGGCUUUUCCCAGAUGCAAUUACCAUCGGUGAAGAUGUUAGUGGAAUGCCAACGUUUUGUAUUCCCGUUCAAGAUGGGGGUGUUGGAUUUGACUAUCGGCUGCAUAUGGCUAUUGCUGAUAAAUGGAUUGAGUUGCUCAAGAAACGGGAUGAGGAUUGGAGAGUGGGUGACAUUGUUCAUACACUGACAAAUAGAAGAUGGCUGGAAAAGUGUGUUUCAUACGCUGAAAGUCACGAUCAAGCUCUAGUCGGUGAUAAAACUAUAGCAUUCUGGUUGAUGGACAAGGAUAUGUAUGAUUUUAUGGCUCUGGAUAGACCGUCAACACCAUUAAUAGAUCGUGGGAUAGCAUUGCACAAGAUGAUCAGGCUUGUAACUAUGGGAUUAGGAGGAGAAGGGUACCUAAAUUUCAUGGGAAAUGAAUUCGGCCACCCUGAGUGGAUUGACUUCCCUAGGGCUGAUCAACACCUCCCUGAUGGCAAAGUAAUUCCUGGAAACCAAUUCAGUUAUGAUAAAUGCAGGCGGAGAUUUGAUCUGGGAGAUGCAGAAUAUUUAAGAUACCAUGGAUUGCAAGAAUUUGACCGGGCUAUGCAGUAUCUUGAAGAGAGAUAUGAGUUUAUGACUUCAGAACACCAGUUCAUAUCACGAAAGGAUGAAGGAGAUAGGAUGAUUGUCUUUGAAAGAGGAAACCUAGUUUUUGUCUUCAAUUUUCACUGGACAAAUAGUUAUUCAGACUAUCGCAUAGGCUGCCUGAAGCCUGGAAAAUACAAGGUUGUCUUGGACUCGGACGAUCCACUUUUUGGUGGCUUCAGGAGAAUUGACCAUAAUGCUGAAUAUUUCACCUUUGAAGGAUGGUAUGAUGAUCGUCCUCGUUCCAUUAUGGUGUAUGCACCUAGUAGAACGGCAGUGGUCUAUGCACUAGUAGACAAAGAAGUAGUAGUAGAAGAAGAGCCCGUUGAAGAAUGAACAAACUUGUGACCUCGUUGAAAGAUUUGAAGACUACCUGGUCAUCCACAUAGCUUCUAGGCAAAUCUGGCUAUAUUGCAUCACUCUUGGCGGAAUUUCAUGUGACAAAAGGUUUGCAGUUCUUUCUACUACUAGUAGACCAACGAUAUAUGAAGAGAUGAAGUGCUGGCCAAACAUAUGUAAAACCACUACUUGUGCCAUAUAAAAACCACUAGCAGGUUGAUGCUGGGACGGGCUUCAGCAGGUUUUGCUUAGUGAGUUCAUACUGCAUUCUGUAAAUUAUCAUCUACUAAGAUCUCUUUAUAUGUACAGCCAACUAGAUAUCAACUAUGUGACCUAAAAUACUAUAACAAUAAAAUGGAAAUAGAGCUGAUCUAAUGAUGUUUUAUUGGGCUCAAAAUUCGUGGACACAGUUACCUGUUGCUAGUGUGGGAGGCGACAAAUAUCAUGUGGAAUUAGUCGAGGUAUGCCCAAGCUGGCUUAGACAAUUAUAAUAAAAGAUUGGUGUCUAGAAGUGUUUUUCCCCUUCCAA